CCGGUGGGAGCGCGGCUGGCGAGGCCGCGGCGCCAGGCCCCGGGUACACGUGUACAGAAAUUCCAGCCGUGCCGGGGCUGGGCAGGCGUCCCGUCCCGCGGGAGGGGGCGGCGGGGCUGGCCCCACCUCUCCGCCUUCCCCCCGCCGAGCCUUUCCGCCGGCAGCAGCGUCCCAGCGCCAUGGCCCCCGGCAGCCUCGUCCUCCUGCUGAGCAUCCUGGGGACCCCAGGGCUGGCUGACCCCGGCCCCUUGGAAGACGUGGUGAUAGACAGAUACUAUAUCCCCAAAAUCUGCCUGCGGGAAGUCCAGAUGGGGGAUUUCAUUCGCUACCACUACAAUGGGACCUUUAAAGAUGGCAAAAAGUUUGACUCCAGCUAUGACCGAGGGGCCACGGUGGCCGGCGUGGUGGGCGUCGGGCGGCUGAUCACCGGCAUGGACCGGGGGCUGCAGGGCAUGUGCGUGAACGAGCGGCGACACCUCAUCGUGCCCCCCCACCUGGGCUACGGCAGCAUCGGUGUGGCGGGGCUGAUCCCCCCGGAUGCCACCUUGUACUUCGACGUGGUCAUGCUGGACAUCUGGAACAAGAACGACAAGCUGCAGAUCACCACCCUGUCCAAACCGGAGCGCUGCAACCGCACGGUGGAGAACUCGGACUUUGUGCGGUACCACUACAAUGGCACGCUGCUGGAUGGCACCCCCUUCGACUCCAGUUACAGCAAGAACGGCACCUACGACACCUAUGUGGGCACGGGCUGGCUGAUCAAGGGCAUGGACCAGGGGCUGCUGGGCAUGUGCGCUGGGGAGAAGAGGAGCAUCAUCAUCCCCCCAUUCCUGGCCUACGGGGAGAAGGGCUACGGGACCGUGAUCCCACCACAGGCAUCGCUGGUGUUCAGCGUGCUGCUGGUGGACUUCCACAACCCCAAGGACGGCGUCUUCCUGGAGCACCUGGAGGUGCCGGAGUCCUGCAAGCGCAGGGCUGUGACCGGGGACUUUGUCCGCUACCACUACAAUGGCACGUUGAUGGACGGGACGCUCUUCGACUCCAGCUACUCUCGCAAUCACACCUACAACACCUACAUCGGGAAGGGCUACAUCAUCCCCGGCAUGGACCAGGGCCUGCAAGGGGUCUGCGUGGGAGAGAGGCGGCGGGUGGUUGUUCCCCCACACCUGGCCUACGGGGAGAACGGAGCAGGGGACAAAAUUCCCGGCUCAGCCGUGCUCAUCUUUGACGUUCACAUCAUCGACUUCCACAACCCAGAGGACCCGGUGGAGAUAGAGACCGUGUACCGACCCGAGGGCUGCAACGUCACCACCCGCGACAGAGACUUCGUCCGCUACCACUACAACUGCUCCUUGCUGGACGGCACCAAGCUCUUCUCCUCCCACGACUACGAGAAGCCCCAGGAGGUGACUCUGGGGACCAACAAGGUGAUCGAAGGCCUGAACAGGGGUCUCCUCAACAUGUGUGUGGGAGAGAGGCGGGUGCUCAUCAUCCCCCCGCACCUGGGCCACGGGGAGAGCGGAGCCCGGGGGGUGCCAGGCAGCGCUGUGCUCCGCUUCGAGGUGGAGCUGAUCUCCAUGGAGGAGGGUGUUCCCGAGGGCUACCUCUUCAUCUGGCACGGGGAGCCACCGGCAAACCUCUAUGAGCAAAUGGACCUGAACAAGGAUGGGGAGAUCCCCGCCGAUGAGUUCUCCACCUUCAUCAAGAGCCAGGUGGCGGAAGGGAAAGGCCGUCUCAUGCCCAGCUCCGACCCGGAGAAAGUCAUCGCUGACAUGUUCAAGAACCAGGACCGCAACCAGGAUGGGAAGAUCACCUCGGAGGAGCUGAAGCUGAAGUCAGACGAGGACCAGGAGAAGAUCCACGAGGAGCUCUGAGGAGCAGACCCCACUGUCCCCUGGAGACAGGACUUGUCCCGGCCGUGCCAUGGCUGAUCUCCCCACCGGCUCCCCGGGAACCUGCCCUGGCUCUCCCCAGCUCUGGGGGGGUGUCAUAUUUUGAUUCCUUUUCCCCCCCUUAUUAUUUAACUGAGGGUUUUUGAUGUGUUCCUCCUGGGCAGGAAAACUCGCCAACCCCCAGCUAAUAAACCCAGGCAAGAAGGUAGGAAACACCCACGCUCUUGGGAGCCCUGAUACCCCAUGGGGAUGGCAGUGCCCGUGUUCCCACUCCCUCCCCAUCCCGCUGUGCUCCCCGGCUCUGCAGGCGACACCUCUGCCAUGGAACAGGACCAAGGAUGCUGGGGCAGACCCCAGAGCCCUGUCCUGUGUCCCCCGCCACCAAAACCCGCUUGGCCUCCCUGCUCUCACUCCCCACGGAAAGGCUGGGGCAGCGAUGUCCCCUCUCCGGACCCCUUUGUCCCCAGCCAGCGACUGCACGUCCACUCCUACCACAGCAUUUUGUAGUUUAGGGUUGGGAUUUUUUAAUGUGAGUAUUUUUAUAUACACGUAUAAAAUUCUUUAGAAAUCAAGAGAAAGCUUUUGGGAUGGUCUCUGCUGCCACCCUCCCUGGGACAAGAGGCUGGAGGGGGCUCAGGUUAUCGGGGUGAAGCCCCGAUACCCCACAGGCAUCUGCUGUUCCAGAAGGUCUGGGCUCCCAUUAAACAGCAGGGAUGGGACCCACCAAACCCCUUGGCAGCUGGGAGAAGGCAAACAGAAAACCUCUCCCACCCAGGCCCUCAGGAAGCAGCAUCGUCCCCAUCCGCAUCCUCCCCACCCUCAGUGACUGAGAAAAAUCAGCCCGAUUUUAUUUUGAUGCCUAAAUGCAGCUCGUUAACUCAGCGCCCUCAGGUCUUCCAGUUGUGCCCAGCACGGCUCCAACACCUCCACCAGCCAUAAAAGCUUUUGCACAGCGUCUCGCAGACAGAGAGAAAAGAAACGCAAGAACAGAACAGCGCCAAGGGUCAGGGCGAAGCCCUCAAACGACAACCUCUACCUUGCACCAAAUAAAUAAUUUCUACUGGUUUCCAAGGA
Messenger RNA from Columba livia (rock pigeon), 2966 nucleotides. RefSeq names its product FKBP prolyl isomerase 10 (gene FKBP10). The record is from RefSeq and is a predicted model, not a curated record. The transcript is spliced from 10 exons. Bases 180 to 1874 code for a protein of 564 amino acids. NCBI's taxonomy places the organism in Eukaryota, Metazoa, Chordata, Aves, Columbiformes, Columbidae. Gene Ontology annotation, cellular component: endoplasmic reticulum. Gene Ontology annotation, molecular function: calcium ion binding; peptidyl-prolyl cis-trans isomerase activity.